UAUAAGUUGGUGUGAAUGUUAGUUCAAUCGCAUCGUCCCAACAUGAAGCCCUUCCAUUAUGUUCUUGGGGUGUACGUGUUGGCAUUGCUACAAUGGGAGACUGUUGCAGAAAUACUAGGAGAAGAAAAUGCAGUUAUACGGUUGGAAACUGUUCAAAUACCGGACACUCUAAUGCAUCCCUACGCACCUGAACUUGGCACUUGGCGAGAGUAUGCUAGAGGAAAAUUGACUUGGGAGGUGGCAUAUCACAGGAUAAAAUCAGCGGAACAAUUUCUCAAUCGAAAGGAAAUCUACAAGGGCUAUGCAGUUGCACUUUAUAUUGAUAAGGGUUUCUGGAACAUAAAAAAAGAAAUAGAUGCACACGAAGAAAUAAUGAUUAAGACUGCAGCAGAAUUUGCCAGACAAAACGUACACAAUGGCAUUGUUUUAUCUCUAUAUAAUGGCCUCAUUUUUGAUUUUCAAAUGGAUCCCAUGACAAAAGAAAUCUUUGAUAGAGAGGAAGGACGCUUUUUUUAUUUUGAAAUGGAAAAUAAGUUCCAAGUUAUCGAUGUUGCUGAUAAGGACGAAUUGGAGAGGAGACAUGAACAAUACAAAGGUUCAAUCAUAUAUACUCUCUACUACGACGGUGAUGAUUUUGUCCGUGUUGGCGAUGAUGGCAAAUAUCUGUGGGAACCUCUAAGGAAAUUUAUGAGAGAUCAAUUUGUGACUGUUAGUGAGACGUACAACAAAAUGGUAUUGCUCAAAGUACGAACGUCAUCUGUUCUUAAAGGUGACACUGAGUUCUUUAAGAAAAUAUGCGAAGCAAAGGGGGAGCCAAAGGAAUACCCUGUGGUGUACUAUGAAGCCGACACAAGACUGAAUGGAAUAUUUUACUUAAGCAAAGCUGCUGGAAAAUGGGAACAUACCUGGGAUAAAUGUCCAUUCCAUUAAGAGAGGAAUGAGUCGCUCCAAAAACCUUUGGAUUAAAAUAAAAGUUAAUCGUUCUUAAAUUGUUACUUUACAUUUUCU
Messenger RNA from Macrosteles quadrilineatus (aster leafhopper), 1008 nucleotides. RefSeq lists its product as uncharacterized. The record is from RefSeq and is a predicted model, not a curated record. Bases 16 to 930 code for a protein of 304 amino acids. NCBI's taxonomy places the organism in Eukaryota, Metazoa, Arthropoda, Insecta, Hemiptera, Cicadellidae. The transcript is spliced from 12 exons.